CCGCAGGUAGGAGGAACGUACCAACUGCGAGGCGGGGGGUGCGCGCGAAGACCCCCGCAAGCUGCGCUUCCGGAAGUAACCCCUGGCGCAUCCCGGAAUCCAGAGCGCCCACUACGGCCUUUGGCCAGGCCCCCUGGGCGCGUUCCGGGAGCUCAGGCCUGCGGCGCUGGGAGAAGCACGCUGGCCAACAAGUAGGGUGGUGGGCACGCGGCCCAGGGGUCAGGGGCCGCUAGGCGGCGGGCGGCGGGGCUGCGGCUCUUACCUGCCGAGGAGGCGCCGGCUGUGCGGUGCGGAGUUGCGCCGGACUUCCCAGCUUGGCCAGUGGCUCCGCAGGCUGCCGGCUCCACCCCUCAGGCACAAGAGAAGUGGAAGAGUGGCCGCUUUCCUUCUGGGCACGCACUUGGGAAAAGGCUUGAUUCAUUUGGAUUCAAGGUUGGCUCUCAACACUGCCAGCUGCACUGUCAUCCUAAAGUACUUCUGUGGAAGAGAACAUGGUGGUGUCACUGUUGUACCAGUGAUGACACAAAAUCCCAGAUCUACCUGACGGGCCUGCGAGGGUUGAAGAUUGUGAAGCAAUAGCCUAAGUGUCCAGAUCAUCCUGGGCACUGCCAGGGCCACCUGCAGCCAUUUCUAAGGCUCUGUGGAGGCCCAGGGACUCCUCACCCAGCUCCAGCGCCAGCGCCAGCGCCAGCGCAGCCUCCUAGCCCACCAGCCCUUUGAGGAGCUCUCGGACCACUGGGUCUCGGCCUACCACCUGCUGGAGUGGCUGGUGGAGCAGCAGCAGCCCCUUCAAGAGUACAAGGGCAGGCACCAGCUGGGGAAGGCUGGUGUUGCCUUGUCGGCCACAUUCUGGAGCCCGGCAGACAGCCUCAGCAAGCUCCUGUAGCCCUUCCAGAUGGUGGUCCACGAGGCGAGUGCAGCACAGGCCUCUCUGAGCCAGGUGCUGCCCCAGCUGCGCUACCUGCACAUCUUCCUGGAGCAGGUUCACACACACUUUCAGGAGCAGAGUGUCGGGGAGAGGGGCGCAGCCAUCCAGCUGGCUGAGGGGUUGGCCCGGCAGCUCUGCACCGACUGUCAGCUCAACAAGCUCUUCUACCGCGAGGAGUUUGUGCUGGCCACCUUGCUGGACCCUUGCUUCAAGGGGAAGAUUGAGGCCAUUCUGCCGUGGGGGCCGACCGAUAUUGACCACUGGAAGCAAGUCCUCAUGUACAAGGUGAAGGAGAUUAGAGUGUCUGAAUACUCUUUGACCGCCCCAAGCCCCCUGCAAAGCCCCAAGGGUCUGUGCGUGGACCCUACCAGGGUAGCCAAGAGCUCCGGGGUGGAGGGGAGAAGCCAGGGGGAGCCUCUGCAGAGCAGCGGCCACUCUGGGGCCUUCCUGCCGGCCCAGAGGGAGGGCUUGCUGGAGAGCAUGGGGCUGCUGGCCUCUGAGAGAAGCGGGGGCUCGCUGUCCACCAAGAGCCACUGGGCCAGCAUCAUUGUCAAGAAGUAUCUGUGGGAGAAUGAGACCGUUGGAGCCCAGGAUGACCCGCUGGCUUACUGGGAGAAGAAGCGAGAAGCCUGGCCACCAUCUAUCUGUCUUACCCCCCACAGGAGCCUUCUCUGAAAGCAUCUUUGCCUCCCUGAACAGCCCCACCCUUGUAGAGCAAAACUCUUCUCUCAAGGUGGAGGCCAUUGAGCAUCUCCUCUUCUUGAAGGCCAACCUGGAGCAGUUCCCCAACUACACCCCGCCUCCCCUCAUCUGCUCUAGUGGUGACCUGGCCAAGGGGAUACAGACCCUGCAGUCUGCUCAGGGUGUGAUGGCAGACAUGGCAGGUGCCGGUGCUCACCCUGCCCGUGAACUCCUAGAGAGCCCCUGCCUGUAAUAGGUCAAAGCAGAGAGCUGGGUGUUGCAUCCUGGGCGCCACAUGCUCAUGGCCAGAAUCUUAAACCUAUUUGGUAGGAAAGGGUCAGUUUCUCACUUGACAGAUUGCCAUAUUUUUUUUCUGGGAGAUGUCAUUUUCCAUCUCCCGAUUACUUCCUUUAUGUCUAGCAGUAUGUGCCGAGAAGAGGCUUACUCUCUUCAUAGGUGACUGUGAAUUUUGUACUACGUGGCUUUGUACAUGUGAUGCUCUGUUAAAACAUAAGUGGGUGUGAAGGUCCUUGCAUACACCUUGUCUGUGUGGAUAAGUGGAUACAUGCCCUUAAGAGGCUUGCUUUCUCAAAAAGUGGCCAAGGAUGUGGAGUGGGCAUGUGCUGGCAGGUGGGAUAUGUCCUUAGCCUUUGGGGGCCUGGAUAAGCUAUUGCAGCACUUUCUGAGGCUUUCACUGUAGGGAGAAGGAAAUCCCAAGGGUAGAAUAGCCAUUUCCAGAGGGAAGUGCACACAUACCCCCACACACCAGUCUUUUUGGGGGUUUCAGAGUGGCCGGAAAAACCGACUGAAGGGACUGACCAGCUAGCUAGGAGAGCUGAGACGCCAGUCCUCAAAUGGCGUUCUUACCAAUAGUCUAUUUCCAGACUACUGGAAACGUUGGGGUUUCUUCCUCCAGUGACAGCAGCCUCAGUAGCUUUCCUGGGCUCCAGGCGGCUGGCUGCACACCCUGCCUGCCAUCACCCUUGCCCCUGCUUGUCCUGGACCACUUUUAAAGGGGAAGUCCCUUAUUUGGAAGCGAGAAAGGAUGUGUGUAGCACACGCUCAUCAUGGAUUGCUCAGAGUUCCUUUAGGGCAGAGCUGAGGGCCUGGGAUCCAGGAACCAGUGGGAUUGGAUGGGAGAAGAAGGAAGGGGGUGGCCCGUCACCCCCGCAAGACUUGCAUCCAGGUAGCCUAAGGGCUCCUGGUCACUGGGUAGGGUGGCUGCUGAGAUGCAGGUCGGAAAAGGCAGGGGAAGGCUCCAGGCCUAACUUGGAGCAUGUGACUGGCCAUGGGGGUGAGGGGACAGACUCUGCCCUCACUGGCUGGCAGCCCCAGGAGCCUGUUCCCUUGCCUCUCCUGGAUGGGUUGUCAGCCCUGUGUUUCACUGUGACCAAUUCAUUGUAACAUUUGGAUAUUACUGAAAAUGUAAGGAAGCAGGAAAAAUUAACUACUUUCAUUCAGAGAUAGCCUCUAUCAAUAGUUUGACAUUUUUCCCUCUUUUACAUUGAGAUCAUACCCUAGGUACUGUUUAGUAUGCGAUAUUUUCAUUUUCGCAGUAUAAUAAUUGCACCUGUUAAAUAAAGUUUUGUAAACAUUUAAUAACUGGAGUAGUAUGAUUUGAAUUAAAGUCUGGCCUCCAGAUUGCUUAGAUCACUCCACUACCUGUAGCACUAGGUGUGGGAGUGGGGUGGUGGGGACACAUUCGCAGGUGAUAGGGGGCCGGGUUUGUCUGGGGGAGGGGCCUCACUACUGCCCCUGGCUCCAGAGCAGGGAUAGGAGGGGCAGGGCUUGCUGGAUCUCUCCCUGCAGUGUCCGGUACCUCACUUGCAGGAUCCUGACUCACAUGUCGGGGCGGGGAGGAUCCGAGAAUGUGAUGCAUCCUCAGGUUGCCUUGGGCAGUGUGCGUGACUGUGCUUCCAUCCUUGAGCAGUCGGAACUGUUCUUGGAAGUGGCAUCGUGGCUCUGCUGUGUGGCAUCACCGAGCAGGCUCAUGUUCUGGGAGAGGACUGGGAGGCCUAGAAUGGUGAGGCAGCGAGGCUCGGGAGAAGAACGUGAGAAGAUUGGGUGAGGAUGAAAGGAAGAGGGUGAGAGAGCUUGAUGGCACCGAACCAGGGGGCUUGGGCUCUAGAACCUUCACUUUCAUCUAGGCGCAGUUUUGUCCCCCAGUGGACAUUGACAAUGUCUGGAGGUGUCUUUAGUUGUUCCAAGUGGGGUAAGGGGAGUGGUUCUGUUGGUGUCUAGUGGACAAAGGCCAGGGAUGCUGCUCAGCACCCUCCAAUGUGCAGGACGGCCUCCACAACCAAGGCUCAGCCUGCCCAGAUGGCAGUAAUGCCAGGGUUGGGAAGCCCUCUUCUAGAGCGUUAGAGCCUCCAGUCCACCCGAGGCUGCUCUGGGUUGAAGCGUUCCUCCCCCUAGACUUAGCUCUGCCCUGUGGGCCUCAUUUCCCAGGCAGAAGACACUCACCAACGCCUGGGACCAUCUUCCCUGGUUCUCAGUCAGCCUCCCUCAAAGGGCCCAAGUGCCAUCCUUGUCACCAGUCCUCUUUCCAGACUCUGUUGCUGGGCCAGGAGGUCUCUGUUCCCUUCAUUUCCAUAGUUAGGACAAGGACGGCUCCUUCUGGAGGAGUGCUGAAGCAGGUGGACGUGCGGGAAGCCAUCCUCUUUGUGUCUGCGGGCAGCCUGAUGGUUAGUUGGGUCUGCACAGGUGGGCACCAGCUGGUUCUCAGUCCUACUGGGCUACCUCUUUGCAGUGUGCAGGUGAUGGACCAGAAACACAGCAGAGGUCACUGACCCCCAAGAGAAUGAGGGUUAUGCACGACCCAUCACCAAGACCCAGGCCUGCAUCUGGUGAGGGCAGGACGGGGCCACACUGGUGCAGGGCUGUGUGUUGGAGGGCAACAGGGAAGGGCCGGUGGGGUCUUUCUGCUCCGUUUCCUCUUCUGUAAACCAUGUUCCUGGUGUGAGCAUGCACAGUUGCCUGCCUCUGUCUGCCUGCUUCUUUGCUCUCUCCCUUUGCUGAGCCAUCAUCUCCAUCUAAAAAGCCACUGACUCAGUUCCUCAGGGCAUUCACUUAACCUCUGCAGUCCCACUGUGGCCUCACCUGUGCCCAGGACUGCUCAUCCAGUGGCUGUGUCUCCAGCCUCCUCUUGUCUGAGUCCAGUGGGGCGUCCUAGUAGUGUUGGUCUCACUCCUUAAAAGCCUUCCGUGUUCUCCUCCCUCUGGCUGCUUGGCAGAAUCCUUCACAGACUCGUUCAUUCAGCCUCAUAGGUCAGCCUUCACCUCUGCUGCUCGUGCAUAGGACAUCUUCCACAUU
Messenger RNA from Gorilla gorilla gorilla (western lowland gorilla), 4921 nucleotides. It is a transcript of the gene LRRC61, whose product is annotated as leucine rich repeat containing 61. The coding region runs from base 896 to 1603 and encodes 235 amino acids. Gene Ontology annotation, cellular component: cytoplasm. The record is from RefSeq and is a predicted model, not a curated record. The transcript has 4 exons. NCBI's taxonomy places the organism in Eukaryota, Metazoa, Chordata, Mammalia, Primates, Hominidae. Gene Ontology annotation, molecular function: protein binding. Gene Ontology annotation, biological process: outer dynein arm assembly; regulation of transcription by RNA polymerase II.